Molecule: messenger RNA, 3893 nt
Organism: Microcebus murinus (gray mouse lemur)
Lineage: Eukaryota; Metazoa; Chordata; Mammalia; Primates; Cheirogaleidae
Gene: KATNAL1
Product: katanin catalytic subunit A1 like 1
Biological process (GO): microtubule severing
Cellular component (GO): microtubule cytoskeleton; microtubule
Molecular function (GO): ATP hydrolysis activity; ATP binding; microtubule binding
Source: RefSeq, a predicted model, not a curated record
CGCGGCAGGGCGGCUCGGCCUGGGGAACUACAAAGCCCGGCGGCCCCGGCCGCUGGCAGAGACCGAUAAACUUUGAGCGGACCGAGAGGGAGAAAAUCUCUCUCUUUGUCUUGUGGGGGCUGUGGGGUGGUCGCCGAACUGGGGUCUGUGCGCAGGAAAAGGGAAGUGGAGUGUUUUUUCAGAAUUUCUCAGGAGCAAGUUUACAGAAUGAAAAAUGCUAUAUUCUGAUUUGUGUUUUUUAAUGUUCUGGAAUGCACCUUAGUCGUUAGAGUCAACCCAAGGCCUGGUGGCAAGGAAGCAGAUACAGAUUUAGAAAACCUUCCUUGCAACUUUGUCAGUAGGUCUCUGAAAGAAGAUGAAUUUGGCUGAGAUUUGUGACAAUGCAAAGAAAGGAAGAGAAUAUGCACUUCUUGGAAAUUAUGACUCAUCCAUGGUUUAUUACCAGGGGGUGAUACAGCAGAUUCAGAGACAUUGCCAGUCAGUCAGAGACCCAGCUAUCAAAGGCAAAUGGCAACAGGUUCGGCAGGAAUUGUUGGAAGAAUAUGAACAAGUUAAAAGUAUUGUCAGCACUUUAGAAAGUUUUAAAAUCGACAAGCCCCCAGAUUUCCCUGUGUCCUGUCACGAUGAACCAUUUAGAGAUCCUGCUGUUUGGCCACCACCUGUUCCCGCAGAACACAGAGCUCCACCUCAGAUCAGGCGUCCCAGUCGAGAAGUAAGACCUCUGAGGAAAGAAAUGGCAGGAGUAGGAGCCCGGGGACCCGUGGGCCGAACACAUCCUAUAUCAAAGAGUGAAAAACCUUCUGCAAGUAGGGACAAGGAUUAUAGAGCAAGAGGGAGAGAUGACAAGGGAAGGAAGAAUAUGCAAGAUGGUACAAGUGAUGGUGAAAUUCCAAAAUUUGAUGGUGCUGGAUAUGAUAAGGAUCUGAUAGAAGCCCUUGAGAGAGACAUUGUAUCCAGGAAUCCAAGCAUUCAUUGGGAUGACAUUGCAGAUCUCGAAGAAGCUAAGAAGUUGCUAAGGGAAGCUGUUGUUCUUCCCAUGUGGAUGCCUGACUUUUUCAAAGGAAUUAGACGGCCAUGGAAGGGUGUACUGAUGGUUGGACCCCCAGGCACUGGUAAGACUAUGCUAGCUAAAGCUGUAGCUACUGAAUGUGGUACAACAUUCUUCAACGUUUCCUCUUCUACACUGACAUCUAAAUAUAGAGGUGAAUCUGAGAAGUUAGUCCGUCUGUUGUUUGAAAUGGCUAGAUUUUAUGCCCCUACCACAAUCUUCAUUGAUGAAAUAGAUUCUAUCUGCAGUCGAAGAGGAACCUCUGAUGAACAUGAGGCAAGUCGCAGAGUCAAGUCUGAACUGCUCAUUCAGAUGGAUGGAGUUGGAGGAGCUUUAGAAAAUGAUGAUCCUUCCAAAAUGGUUAUGGUACUGGCAGCUACUAAUUUUCCAUGGGACAUUGAUGAAGCUUUGCGAAGGAGAUUAGAAAAAAGGAUAUAUAUACCACUCCCAACAGCGAAAGGAAGAGCUGAGCUUCUGAAGAUCAAUCUUCGUGAGGUAGAAAUAGAUCCUGAUAUCCAACUGGAAGAUAUAGCAGAGAAAAUUGAGGGCUAUUCUGGUGCUGACAUAACUAAUGUUUGCAGGGACGCCUCUUUAAUGGCAAUGAGACGACGUAUCAAUGGCUUAAGUCCAGAAGAGAUCCGUGCACUUUCUAAAGAGGAACUUCAGAUGCCUGUUACCAAAGGAGACUUUGAAUUGGCUCUAAAGAAAAUUGCUAAGUCUGUCUCUGCUGCAGACUUGGAGAAGUAUGAAAAAUGGAUGGUUGAAUUUGGAUCUGCUUGAAUUUCUGUCAGCUCUUUCAUUUCUGGUAUUAUUGUUUAUAAAAUGUGAAGAAAUUCCUGCAAUUUUUUUUAAAAAAACAGGUUUGGAAUUUUUCGUUGGAGAGAUUUUCACUUAAAGGGAAAAAAAUCUAAAACCACAAAGAAUACUAAAUGUAGUUGAGAAAUAAGAAAAGCUACAUAGAGAGCCUGAUGAUCCUGUCCCCCAGCCUUGUUCUGGUAUUCCACAUAUUCAUGCACUCAUUUUUGCACCCCAAACAGUCUGUCAGAGAGGAUGAAGAAAGUAAGCAGUAUGCUAUUUUAGGAACUUGUUUACAAGAGAUUUAGAAGGACCUCUAUUUCUCAGGUGUAUUGUCAGUUUUUUUUUUCUUCAGUUCUUUUGCUUUGUCAACUUGAGGGACCUAUCUAUAUAUGUUGGGUUUUUUAACAUCAAACCUGGGUUUUGUGUCAAAUUCAUUAUUUGUUGUUAAGAGAAGAAUGACAGUAUAUUUUGGAGGAAAUGAAUUUGCGAGUUAAACCUUUAGAAUUCAAUUAUUACUAUUAGAGUCUACCAUGUGGUUAGAAUUUUUACUCCUCCCUCCCGCUACCAUUUCUUCUAUUAGCUGUUUAAUCAUUUUUUGAGCUUUUAUUGAGGAAUAUCCUCAUGCUCUGUAGUUUCUGAAUCAUUUUUCCAGGUUGUUUCUCUGGUCUUUAGUAUUUUUUUGCUGGUGCUUCUUAUAUUUCGUAUUGGAAAGGUAGGAAGACUAUUAUGAUUGCAUUAGAUUCACUUCUUUCUUCUGGACUUCUAAGUUUGUUUUCACUUUUCUUUCAAUAUGUUCAAACAGAUACAACCAUUAUUUUUCUUAUCUCCAGCAUGGUUUAAAUUUUAUGGAAUUUGGCUUUAGUAUUUGAGGUAAAUACUUUGGUAUUCUAAACAAGUCCACUCUCUUGUGGCUAAUGCAAAACAAACAAAAUCUUUACAGUUUUCCAGACAGCUUGUUUAACAAAACGGCAUUGAAAGUAAUAAAUGAUGUUCAUUCAAAAAUUUUAAAAUUCUUCCUUGUCUACGCUGAGAACUUGCACACACAGUAAGAUUAGGAUAGAAAUCUGGCAGGCUUACUCAGUUCAGCAGGUAUUAGACAAUAGAAGGAAGCCACAAAAAGUAAAUGGCAUGUAUCUAAUCAUAAAUGAAGUAUCCUAGUGUUAGUUUUUAUAAUUACAUUUGUCCUGUUUUAAUUAUUAGGCAAUCUAUGUUGUAAUGGUUAAACUUUUUAAAAUUUAUGUUUGAUGAUAUCUUGAAUUCUCAAUUUUGGAUAGCACCUACUGGUUUAAAACUAAAAAUAGCAUAACAUUUUAGGCAUUAAAAAAAAAAAACCACCUCUUAGCAGCUUGCUUAAGAGAUUUUAUUAUUUUUUCCCUACUAAGAACUACAGAUACCUUAUGUUCUUUUUAGAUAACUUGAGUCUGAGUCUAUUUAAACUUCAGUAUUUAUUUGAUGCUAUAAAUUGCCCUCUUUCCUGAGACACAGAUUAUAAGACUUGAAAUCAUAAGGCAUAAUAAUUUUAUUGUAAUUGAAUUAAUUCAUCUUAAAUAUUGAAAUGAAAGGUUUUCUUUUAUUUAUGAAUUUUAAAAAUAAAUCAAUAAAUAAACCCACUAAGAUUAUCUUGCAAACUAUUGCCAUCCAGUAAUGUAUUUCUUUUUCCUGAAGUCUUAGGGACAAUUGCUAAAAUAUUGGUUUGUGAUUGUUAAAACUUGUUUUUAAUACUUUAAUUGAUUGUUAGACCUUUUCUGGGUUUUGUGUUUAUUUAUCUUGGCAUGCAUUUAAUUUUUUUCUGAAUUAUUUACAAAUAAUGACAUGGUAAUUGUGAUUCUUUCAUUGCCAGUUUAGCAACAUUUGGAAACUCAAACUUUCUAUAAGCUUACCUUUACUAUACUCAGUUGAGUCAGGUAUGUUUUUUUAUUUCCCUAUUUUCUCAUUUUGCUGUAUCAGUGGAUGGCAAAUGCUUUGUAUAUCUUAACACAUUGACUGCCACACUAGAAAUUUUUUUUUCCUUUGGGGCCACAUUGUUUUAUUAUGAAAACAGAAUAAA